This is a messenger RNA of Mizuhopecten yessoensis (Yesso scallop), 3031 nucleotides long. Its product is annotated as polyribonucleotide 5'-hydroxyl-kinase Clp1-like. The coding region runs from base 358 to 1653 and encodes 431 amino acids. Gene Ontology annotation, cellular component: mRNA cleavage factor complex; nucleus. Gene Ontology annotation, molecular function: polynucleotide 5'-hydroxyl-kinase activity. NCBI's taxonomy places the organism in Eukaryota, Metazoa, Mollusca, Bivalvia, Pectinida, Pectinidae. The transcript is spliced from 13 exons. The record is from RefSeq and is a predicted model, not a curated record. Gene Ontology annotation, biological process: tRNA splicing, via endonucleolytic cleavage and ligation.
GUAAGACUCCGAAUGUGUUUUAGUUUAGAGACAUUAAGUGGAGAAAUUAAUCAACAGAAGUUCAUAUUUUAUAUUUUUCAAAAAUGUAUCAGUAGCUGAUGGUUAACAUAGUCAAAGCUUUAUUUCACAAUCAAGCUUUUGUACAUUGUCACUUCUUUCUUUACAUUUCACUUUUAUGCAACUGCUUCUUGGAGAGUAUGAAAUCCAAGAUGGAAGGAAAAUAGAACCAUGCAUUCUAAUGAAAUUAACUUUUUGAACAUUUGUCCGUAAAUUGAUUCUUUUUUGACCGAUAUAAACAUUAAGUUAUUCAUAACAGCACGUGCAAUAAUUGGACCGUUCACCACCGCAACUACGAAAAUGACAGACGAGAAAAAAGAUGCAACUAUGAGAACGGAAGAGUACAAGCUAGAAGCAGUUUCAGAGCUUAGGUUUGAAGUGGAAACUGGGUCUGAUGCAAGUGUACAACUGGAUCUACUGGAAGGGAUGGCUGAGGUUUUUGGUGCAGAGCUUACCAAAGGGAGACAAAUCACAUUUGAAGAAGGAGCAAAAGUAGCUGUGUUCACAUGGCAUGGUUGUCUUAUCAAACUAGCCGGUAAAACAGAAGUGGCAUAUAUUGCCAAGGAGACACCGAUGGUGAUGUACAUCAACACUCACGCUGCCUUGGAACAGAUGAGACAGAAGGCAGAAAAGGAGAAAACACGUGGACCAAGGGUAAUGGUGGUAGGACCCACCGAUGUCGGUAAGAGUACCCUGUGCCGUCUUCUCCUGAACUAUGCGGCUAGGCUGGGACGUGCACCAAUAUUUGUGGACCUGGACGUGGGACAGGGAGAUAUUUCUAUACCCGGAACAUUAGGCAGUAUAGUGGUAGAAAGGCCGUCAGACAUUGAGGAAGGAUACAACCUUAAUGCUCCCGUCGUGUUCCACUUCGGAAGCUCCAGUCCUUCACACAAUACACAACUCUUCAAACUUCUGGUGUCAAAGAUGGCCGACACAGUUAACCAAAAAUGUGACCAGAGCAAAAAAUGUUGUUCGAGUGGGGUCAUCAUCAACACAGGAGGCUGGGUGAGGGGAGCUGGCUACGACAUGCUCAAACACAUUGCUGGCUGCUUCGAAGUUGAUGUUAUAAUCGUGCUAGACCAGGAAAGACUGUACAAUGAAUUAAAGCGCGAUAUGCCAGACUUUGUGGAGGUGCUUCUUCUACCCAAGUCUGGAGGGGUGGUGGAGAGAAAUAGUAGUGUGAGGGCUGAUGAUCGGGACUUAAAGGUCCGGGAGUACUUCUACGGCCUACGCAAGGACAACAAAGACAGCUUCUACCCCCACCCUCUACACAUCAGCUUCAACGAUGUUAAAAUUUACAAAAUAGGAGCUCCCGCCCUGCCAGACUCCUGUCUACCUUUGGGGAUGAAAUCCCAGGACAAUAUGCUAAAACUCGUCCCUGUUUCACCAAGUAACGGCCUACUACACCACGUUCUGAGUAUCAGUAUGGCUACUAGCAUGGAGGAUAAUAUUCUGGAGUCAAAUAUUCUAGGACACGUUGUCAUUACUGGUGUGGACAUGGAAAAACAGAUGUUUACAGCGCUCUCACCCUCAGCCGUCACUCCUCCUCGUAACAUCUGGCUGAUGUCCGAGAUCCAGUUUAUGGACAUUGAUUGAUCGUUUCCCAGUAUUUUUUGGAUAAAGAGAAAUAACAUUCCAGCUGCAACAAAAGACAAGAAACAACAAUACGUCAGCUAUAUAAAGUGGCCACUAGCCUUUAUUUAUAUCCAACACCAGGAACAAUGCGUCAGCAAUUUUACCUGACUGUUUUGGGUUAAGAGGCAUAUCUUGUUGUUUGGAAAGUUCAACUGGUCACAACCAAUGGCUGUCUGUGCAUGCCCGUUGAACAUCGUGAAGUAGAUGGAGGUCGUGAUGGUGAUUACUAUAUAUACACAUCCAACAAGUUCCAGUGUAUAGAAACAUCCAGCAUGUUGUUAUAGUAGAGAAACAUCCAGCAUGCUGUUAUAGUAGAGAAACAUCCAGCAUGCUGUUAUAGUAGAGAAACAUCCAGCAUAUUACAAUGUCAUUGCCAUUUUUCCAAUAAAGAUGGACAGACUUGAAUUCAUUAAAUUGAAUCCAGAUUCUUGAUCAGACUUCAUAUGCUCAUAAUAUAAUGAUUAAAUAAGGACUCCAUUCAUUGAUUUUGUAUACACCUGUGAAGCAGAGCAUAUUAUGCUAUCAUGCUUUUCAUUUGUUCGGUUGUCCAUCUGUCUGUUCAUGUUAUAACAUUUUCCUGUAGUCCAACAGUUCUCAUAUUUUACACAUGCCACAGUAUCAUAUUAAAUUGGCAUAUCAUAAAACCGGGGUCCUGAUCAGUACGUGGAACACUUUAUCACCAUAAAGCAGGAGCAUACAUGUUAACGUUUCCACCUUUGUAACAAUCGUUGGUGCCAUUAUCAUUGUGUACAUGUGUUUUAUCUAGUGGAGAGAAUGUCUACAUCAUGGGGUGAGCCAUUAACCCCAUAUUAAUUAUCAGAGCCCAAUAGUUCAAGCCUGAUCAGCUUAACGCCCAAUAGUUCAAGCCUGAUCAGCUUAACAUAACUUUAAAACAAAUUUCUCAAAAUAAUGUUUUUUGAGUCAUUCCAUUAGAUGCUCCUUUAAAACUAUAGUUCAGAUUUUUUUUCUUUUCUAAAUAUACUGGUUUGAAAGUUUGUGUUAGUUGUUGUUAAGCUAACCAGCCUUUGAAGAAGUCAUGCCCUGGACUGAGUUUAACCAAGCUUUGUUAGCAUAAUAACUCUGGAAACAAAACAUUGAUGUUGUGGGAUUCAGAAUCACCAUCACAUAAUUAUGAAGAUCACAUCAUAAAGCUGUUAUGGUUUGGUACAACUAGAUUCUGAAGUAUGCCGAGAAGUUUUUAUGUAUUCGUCGAGUUAAAAAUUCAACAAGCUUUUUCACAAACCUUAAAACAUGAACCUCUAACAUUGUGAAUCUGAAUGUCAUAUUAUUUGUUACAUGUACAUAUGUUAAUAAAGAACGCAUAUUUUUAAAGUAAAAA